This is a messenger RNA of Hyposmocoma kahamanoa, 1250 nucleotides long. RefSeq lists its product as uncharacterized. The coding region runs from base 88 to 777 and encodes 229 amino acids. The record is from RefSeq and is a predicted model, not a curated record. Lineage: Eukaryota; Metazoa; Arthropoda; Insecta; Lepidoptera; Cosmopterigidae. Gene Ontology annotation, molecular function: protein binding. The transcript is spliced from 4 exons.
CUGCCGCCAGACCUGGCAUCACGCUACGUAGAAACACUGCGUUCAUGAAACAACAACAUACUCUUUCAUUAGGCAUAAAAUAAUAAAAUGUACCUUGUAAGCGCAGCCUUAUUCCUUAUAGCCCAAACGUUCCAUGUGGUUUUAACUGUGAACCUUUGUGACGAAAUAAAGUGUUCUCAUGUUUACGACCCUGUCUGUGGUAUUGUCAAAAAACCAGGUGACACUCGAAUAGUACGGGUGUAUCAAAACAUUUGUCAUUUGAAGAAAAUCCAGUGUAAAAUUGAAGCCAAUUCAGAAGUCCUUCAAGCGGUACCGGAUGAAAUUUGUCACUUAAACAGGGUAUUGACAAUGACUGGACAAACUCGUCGGUUGGAAGACCAUAGCAUAGUUGGGGCUUACCAAGCGUGUAACCACACCUGCCCCACUUUUUGUGUUGAUACAUAUGAGCCCGUUUGUGCUCAGAUUUGGAGAGAAGGCAUGCAAAAGUACUUUUUCAGACCAAUGGUCAACCACUGUCAUGUCGAUUUGGUGUCAUGCACGCUGGCUGUCAAUGUAACUAUACAAGCCUUGGGAAAAUGUUAUAAAAAUCCCACUGGUCUCAUGUUUAUGUCACAGAUGGCUGCUCUUAAGUCUAUGGAUCUAUUGAGCGAUACGCGCGAUGACGAUGAAGAAAACAAUGCAGAUGAAUAUAAUAGACUCAAAAGCAAAACCUCAAAGCUAAAAGCAAAACAUGCAUCUUUAAAAACUCCGUUAACUUCAAAAUUUUCGUAUGGAUGAUUUUCUCAGUACCUAACACCGUGCAUUAUAAGAACAUUUCGCGUACAUAUAUAGGAAGGAAGUCACUAAAUCUACCAACGCAGAAUUGACUCGAGCCAUUCAGAAAAAUAUUAAUUUCCACCUGACGGAGAUCAAAUGCAAAUUAAAUUGAUUCAAUUUAUAUGAGUGACGAUGAGGUCGACAAUUCAGUAUGCACACCAAAAUAAUGCCGGUUGACUCUCGCCGUGAUAACGCCUAAGUUUAUAGCGUUUAUGCGUUAAUGCUUGGAAUAUCCAAGGAUUUGCACGUCGUUUUUGCUCUUAUUACAUUGACACGAAGCUUUUUCUGACCAGCUUAAUAUAUUGCAAAGUGUGAUGACUUCCAUACUUAAAAACAAGCACACAGUAAGUAAGUUUUUUAUAAGCACGAUCUGCCCAAAAUCUAACUUCUCUCAUUUUCACACAAUCUACGUAGAAUAAUUAAAAUAAAUUCCU